AUGUCCCAAGAAACAGGCCUCUGGAGUGUCCGAAGGCCAAGAGAAACUCUGGGAGGCAUCGGCAUAAACACUGGUAUUCCACCUCCGGGCUCGACGAUGAAGCGAAACAACUCAAACAACAACGGUCACGUUCGCUCGGUUUCGGGAUCUAGGCAAUCCCUCGCCUUGUCAAGGCCGAGUCAGCCAAUGUUUCAACGAGCUUCUAUAGGAGCUAAUCUCGCGGACGUCGGUCUCGCUUCUGUCAAAAGGUCUUCGUCGCAACCCAAAGGCUCCUUCAAUACCAUUUUGCAAACACCUGGCAUGACGAGAGUAUCAUCAGAUGCUGAGAGACGGAGCAGUGUCUAUCGACCUAGGCAAUCGGCUGUGGGAGGAGUAAGCAGUCACCAGAGCUUUUUUCAGACGACGCUGCAGCCAGCGGGUGUGCCCAAGGAUCCCCGACCUCUGAAAGACCGAGCUUUCCAGACGAGAAUGGGCCAAGAAUUGAUGGAAUACAUGACGCAAAAUGAUUUCGAAAUGCAAAUGGGCCAUGUCUUGUCACCCAACGUCAUGAAGUCGCCCACCCAGAAAGACUUCAACUACAUGUUUCAGUGGCUGUAUCAUCGCAUCGACCCCAGCCAUAAGUUUUUGAAGAACAUCGACCAAGAAGUACCGCCAAUCUUGAAGCAGCUUAGAUAUCCGUUUGAGAGGAGCAUUACGAAGAGUCAGCUGGCUGCUGUUGGCGGUCAAAACUGGAGCACAUUUCUGGGUCUCCUCUACUGGAUGAUGCAGCUGGCGCAAAUGCUGGACGGAUACGUUGGCAACCGAUACAUUGACGCUUGCAUGGAGGCCGGUGUGGAUGUCAGUGGCGAUCACAUCAUAUUCGAUUUUCUCAGCACGGCGUACAGAGACUGGCUUGCCAUGGAUGAAGACAUGGGCGACGAGGAUGCUGAGCGAGUUCUCGCGCCGCACGUUGACGCAAUGGCCAGGGCAUUCGAACGUUCAAACGCAAAGUACGUUUCUGAGCUGGAGAUGCUCGAAGCUGAGAAUUCGAGAUUACAAAAGGAGAUUGAGGACCUGGAAAAGUCAACCCCUGACCCAGCCUUGUUGGACGAUCACUUUAAAAUCAUGGAGGAGGACAAGGUCAAGUUUGAAGAGUACAACACCCUCGCUCUGCAAAGAUCGGAAAAGUAUGAGGCUCGAGCUCAAGUUUUGCAGGAAGAGCUGGAUAACCUAGUGAUGGAAGUAAAGGAGGCCGAGGACGAGCGAAGAGGACUCCAGAAGGCGGUUGACGCUCAAGGUAUUAGCAUGCAGGAUAUUGACCGCAUGAAUUCUGAACGCGACCGUUUGCAAAAGGGCAUCGAAUCGGCCAGCCAUAGACUCGACGAAGUCAAAAAGAAGGUGGCGGAUAAGGAGUCCGAGGCCAGCCAUAAACUCGAAGAACUCGAGCGCCUCGUUGACAAGUAUAACACUCUUGCUUAUCAGAUCGCCGUCAUACCAACCACUGCUGCGAAUGCACGAGGCAUAGACUACGAGCUUCAGGUGACGGUGGACGAGGGAUCCGACCUCACUUCGACCAACCUGAAUGCCACUAGAAACAUGUCGCCGUCUGCCGAGCGUUUGCUAAUGGAUGCCACAACGGGGUACCAGCCUGGCCAUAUCCUGAACCUCGACCUUCGAGGCGAGACUAGGAGCAACUUUCUCAUGCUGCGCAAAGAAAUUUCGGAUCGACGAAGUGCCGCAAUGGAAGAGAUGAUGAAGGAUCACGAUUUGCUAGAUGGUAUUAAGGAGGCCAUUGAAGAUAAACGCAGUGAAGUCGAGGCAUUGGAGCAUCGCGUGCGCGCAGCCGAAGAAGAAUACGAGAAAACCAAGGAAGUCACCAGCGCUCAGAAGAUGAGCUCGGAUGCUCAGAUUGAGAAGAUGGAAAAGGAACUAUCCCGGAUGCGGGCCGGUCUUUCCGAAUCCGUCCAGCUCCUGGAGCAGCGAGAGAUCAACACAUCAAUAGAGUACCAACAACUUGUCCUCCGAGCCAACUCGCUCCGCGAAGAGCUGCACACAGAGAUUGACCGCAUUCUCAAUGACGUGAUUAAAUUCAAGAUUUAUAUACUGAAGAAUUUGGACGAUUACGAGCACUUCGUUACCGACGAGCUUGAGAGGGAACUCGGUGUAGAUGAUGGGAAAGACGACGGCAGCGCCGCGGAUCUACCAUGA
Messenger RNA from Ustilaginoidea virens, 2187 nucleotides. RefSeq lists its product as uncharacterized. Gene Ontology annotation, biological process: attachment of mitotic spindle microtubules to kinetochore. The transcript has 3 exons. Lineage: Eukaryota; Fungi; Ascomycota; Sordariomycetes; Hypocreales; Clavicipitaceae. Bases 1 to 2187 code for a protein of 728 amino acids. Gene Ontology annotation, cellular component: Ndc80 complex. The record is from RefSeq and is a predicted model, not a curated record.